AUGGGAAGGAGCAGGAGUCGAACUCCUCCAAGGCGCGAGAGAAGACGUUCAACUUCACGAGAACGUGAUAGAAGAAGAAGAGAGAGAGAUCGUUCACGAGAUCGUGACAGAGACCGGCGAAGAAGUCGCUCACGAUCUCCCCACAGGAGGCGUUCAAGGUCCCCUCGACGCCAUCGCUCUAGCUCGCUCUCUCCUUUGAGGCAAAAAGACAGACGUGAAGAUGACCGUAAAGAGAAGUCGUCAAAACCUAUUCAAAUAUCGGCUGAGGACAUGCAAGGCAAAACUGAAGAAGAAAUUGAGAUGAUGAAACUAAUGGGAUUUUCAACAUUUGAUUCUACGAAGGGGAAGAAAAGUGAAGGAGCUACCAAUGCUUAUGCUGUCAAUACAACCAUGAAAAGAAAAUACAGGCAAUACAUGAACAGGAAGGGUGGAUUUAACAGACCUCUGGACUUCAUCGCAUGA
Molecule: messenger RNA, 462 nt
Organism: Nerophis lumbriciformis (worm pipefish)
Lineage: Eukaryota; Metazoa; Chordata; Actinopteri; Syngnathiformes; Syngnathidae
Source: RefSeq, a predicted model, not a curated record